This is a messenger RNA of Sceloporus undulatus (fence lizard), 1952 nucleotides long. It is a transcript of the gene PPDPFL, whose product is annotated as pancreatic progenitor cell differentiation and proliferation factor like. The transcript is spliced from 5 exons. NCBI's taxonomy places the organism in Eukaryota, Metazoa, Chordata, Lepidosauria, Squamata, Phrynosomatidae. Gene Ontology annotation, biological process: multicellular organism development; cell differentiation. The coding region runs from base 245 to 505 and encodes 86 amino acids. The record is from RefSeq and is a predicted model, not a curated record.
CUCCAGGCAGGCACAACAGUCCCCCUGCCAGUCCCCUGACUAGCAGCCCUCAGCCUCAGCUUGGGCACCUUGGCCCUGACUGCUCCAGGCUCCUUUUGCUGAAGUGCCCAGAGAAAAACUGACAGACUUGGCUGCAAGGGAACCAGGAUUCUUCCAGGAGAGUGUGCUUGGAGCCACCUUCAAGAGGGCAAUCCAGGUGCCCUUGCAUAAGUCUUGCUUCUUGGUACUCCAAAGUACCAUCGCCAUGGCAUCAGUGCCCUCAGCUGGCUGCCUUGUGGCCAAGAACCAAUACUACCGAACACGUCUAAAUUCUGACUCCAGUGUUUCUUCAAGCAGUUCAUCUUGCUGUUCUGAACCUGUGACCUUCUCAGACCAAGAAAAACACUUCCAUGGUUUACCUGAAGUAUUUGAAAAAUGUUGGUGGAUAAAAAGCUUUUUCCACUGUGAGUCUGCACCUCAGAAUGUAGGCAGGAAAGCCUUAUCAGCCAGCAGUGCAAACAGCUGACUUCAACAUCAAGCUGAAUGUUUUUAUAUGACUUCACAAACAGAGACAUUUCUUGAAAUGCAUUUCCCCAUGUGAAGAAAGCACACUGCUUGAAAUUUCAGUUGCAAGAGAAGGAGCUAUCCACAGCUUAUUUAUAAGGCAAUCAUCAUUUCAACUUACUAUGCCUGAUGCAGAGUUCUUGAUAGUGAACAGGUGUAUUCAGUUUCAUAAUGACUCUUACAUAUUAUUGGAAGAAAUAGAAAUGAAAACUCUUGUUGUGUCUUCUAAUUACCUAGGGUUUCCUUUGCUAAACUGAGAAGCUUCUGUAGGUGGGUCAAAUGAUUCAAGGUUAUUCCAUCUUAAUGCCAAGCAUAGUGUUUCUUUCUUUAACUAUAAAUGAGGCGCUUUACAGACUGCCCAAAAGGACGGUCUGAAAAGCGUCUUCAUUUGCUGCGUGGAGGAGCCUCAUUAGCCAAACCGCGCAGCUCCUCCGCACAGCAAAAAGAAGCUGCAAAAUGCAGCUUCUUCUUGCGGUGUGCUAAUGAUGCCGCAAGGUGCCAAUGGUGCACUAGCAGCAUCAUUAGUGCCGUGCAACGUGUGGACGCUAGGCGUCCGCGACGUCAAGAUGGUAGCGCCCGUGUAGAACGGGCACCGCCAUUUUGUACGUGCUGAGCGUGUACUAGGGUUAGGGGCAUCCGGAAAGGACGCCCCUUUCUAACCCUAGUACGUACUGAAUGGGCCUAUGUUUUGUUAGAAGUGCUGUUUCCAUGCUUGGGAUUUAAAUUAACUUUGUUAACAAAUGUCAAACACAUGUUUAUAACUACUGUUUAUUAAAGUUGGGAAGGAAACUUGUUAAAGCUUGAUUUAACAAAGGCUGUAAGUUUGUUUUUAAAGAAAGAAAUUGCACAUACUCGCAUGGAUUAUAUGGAAGGAGUAGCUUUGAUUUCUAUGUACCAACUUCAAAAAAUAUGUAAACCUAAUCCUACCACAUGAUGAAUACCACAUACCGUAUGUAAAUUUAGGAUUACCAUAUGAUGUGGCUGCUAUUCAGACCUGCACUACGUAACAUCUUUGUGCUGUAACUAUUUUUGUUGUUAUAGUUGACAUGAUUUUAUUUUUCUUGUAUACUUUAAAAACAUUGGCCACAUAACAUUUUGUAUUGCCAUGUAACCUCCUUAAGUUGCAAUAUGCUUGUUAUUUCCAUUAUUCUACUGACCAUGCCUAGAUGUAUGAUUAUUUGAAACAGAAAAAAAUAGUGGGGGAAAUGUAUGUAGGGCAGGUAAAAUAGUACAAGAUAGAUACCUAUAAAUAGAGAAAAUCGGUUUUAAUUUGUGGAUUUGCCUUACUUCACUUUGUUCAUCCUUCUCUGUGUAACCAUUUUGUAUUGUGCUAUCAGAGCAAUUUCUUAAUGUACAGAAUUAACUAUUUUUUUUACUAAGUUUUGUAUUAAUAAAGCUUAAUAAAUAUG